This is a messenger RNA of Rhipicephalus sanguineus (brown dog tick), 681 nucleotides long. RefSeq lists its product as uncharacterized. Gene Ontology annotation, molecular function: protein binding. The transcript is spliced from 3 exons. Bases 10 to 339 code for a protein of 109 amino acids. The record is from RefSeq and is a predicted model, not a curated record. Lineage: Eukaryota; Metazoa; Arthropoda; Arachnida; Ixodida; Ixodidae.
CAUGGGCGAAUGCGAAGACGGUUCGUUCUUCUGUGCCACUCCGGAAUAUGCAUCUGGGAGGGCUUCAAGUGCGACCGAGUCGCCAACUGUCUGGACUAUGACGACGAGCACUGGUUCUACGGAAGCACGUGCCUAAUGCCGAUGCUGGCGCUGGAGCUCGUCAUCUCUGGUACCGGCAUGCUUUUGGUGACCGUGCUGGCGUUUUGCGCACUCCUUCGGGACAUCAUAAAGGACUACAAGCUGGCAUCCGUGCACAUGGAACGGGACCCGUUGACGAAACGCGACUGUCAUGGAAGCGAAGCGACUCGAGGCGGCCCGAUUCGACACGCUAGCGAGUGACGAAGUAGCACUCGCCACCUCUGAGACGGCAUCGCCGAGAUCGAAAGGCGCGACGAGCUGUCGGCUCUUCUACGGCGGGUUCGCCCAGCAGCGCUCGGGCCAGCGUCGCCUUUCGCACCGGAAGCGGAAGCGCCGACAAGAGCCCGCGGGACGACACCGAGCUCGAAAAGCGAGCGCAGUCCAAGUACAAGCGCAGAUUCUCAGUCGUUUCGAUGCGAGCUCUGAACCGAAAGGCGCCUAUCGACGAUAGCAAAGAGAGCUGAGGAACUGGCAAAGAAACCCGUGUGUCUUUACAGGAAAGACGCCAUGAGUGAAAAUAUCUUGUGUGUGGAACGUCAAGCA